GCAUGGCGCAGGCACGUGGAUCUACGCACACGUUGACGCUCGUAAACUGCCAAGAGAAGCAGCUAGCCGAGACAGAGAUCGAUGAGUGGCCGGGCGGUGUGUGUGUGUGUGGGUGUGUGCGCAAAGGAUGGACUCGCUGAUGCUGCUCCAGCCACGGACCGUGUACUGACGGAUCUACCGAAGCAGAGACAAUAUUUUAAGGGUUGAUUUUUUCUUCUUCUUCUUCUUCACGAAGGCUCUCAUCAUUAUCUCUCGUUACUUGCGACACCGGUGGACAGUUGCGGAUCGCGGCAGACGGCGAGGGAAGGGCGCGUAAACGACCAGGGAGAAGGGGAAAAAAUCGAUGCAGUCUCAAGGAAGCACAUCCACCCAGCCCUCCUUCGACUCCCUGAGCUCCAGCGACAGCCUUGUGCUCAGCGACUCGGAGCAGACGGAGGACGACGCCGACGUCUUUUCGAUGGACAGCUCGUCCUCCGUCGCCAUCGGCGAAGACGCGUCCAAAAAGGCCCCGAAACCCAGGGGCCCCAGGUCCCAGUGGCCGUACGGCGGCUUCCCGGGGAAGGAGGAGGAGGAGGAGGAGGCGUACAGGUCGCAAAAUGACGGCAGAGGGGCAAAGUUUGGCCCGGCGGACGCGGAUCCUGCUGGCCAGAGGCCCAAAUCCCAGGGAGAUCUGCUAUUUGCUCAGAAAUGCGCUGAGCUGCAGGGCUUCGUCAGGCCGCUCCUCGAGUUGCUGAAUGGCCUGAAGAGCGGUCGAUUUGACCAAGGUUUAAGCAGUUUUCAGCAGAGCGUCGCCAUGGAUCGCAUCCAGAGGAUUGUCGGGGUUCUGCAGAGACCAGACUGUGGGGAGAAGUACCUGAACACUUUGCUUCAGGUGGAGGCGAUGUUAAAGCUCUGGUUCCCUCAUAUCGCCGCUCAGCCCGCGUCUUCGUCCUCCAGCGUUGCCACGUCGCCCGCUCACUCCCUCCAAGACGCUUCCAGCGCCACUCCGCCGCACAAACAUCGGGAUCAGCUGCAUAUUCCCGUCAAGAAGCGCAGACUCAGCUGGACGGAUACAGACUCCCCCACGCCCUCCCCCGUACCGAUCAAGUGCCGUCGUACCAGCGGAGAGGAGAGGAGGGAGAAGCACAAUCAAGAUGAAAGGGAUCAGUCUACCUCUUCCCCCUCGCUGGCCUCUGAUGCAAACCCGCGUUUGCCAGCCGCGGUCUGCAGCAGCCGGCCGAACAGCGGCGUGAAGGGAAACGACAGCGAGGGCGAGGAGCCGGAUGAGCGUGCUAAGUACCAAGCGGCCCGGGGCUCUGAGCCCAGGCUGACGUGGGUGCACGUUGCUCCCAUCCCGUCCCCCCGAAAAGCUUGUCUCUCGCACGGGGUCACGAAAAUGGAGGGCGUCGGCGACGCCGCUCUCCCAGCGGGCAGCAGGGGCAGUCCGGCUAUGCAAGACAGCUCCAUCUCGUCCACCACGCCCUCCAGGAACCCCGAUAAUCUGAAGAAGCCAACGCAGUGCCAAAGCCAGCUCGUCGCUGCCGGACAACGAGGCGAGCCGGCGACCUCUGGGACAUGUCAAGGUCAAAGCCAGCCCCCGCCCGUCCCGUUGAAGCCUCUGACCCGGGUGUGCCCCUCCACUGUGGAGACCUGACACGCUGAGAAGUGGAAAGAGCCGGCGGCCCUGCUCUCCUUAUCCCACCUAAGGUUGAGAGGCUGCUGCAGCAGAAAGAUAGGAAAGAAAACGGCGUUUAUGUAUGCAUUUCAAAAAUGAGGAGACUAGCUGUUAGUGGCGACGCAUAUAAAGGAGGAAUUAUGGGUAAAGUUGGAGGGAAAGGGAAGUUUUUGAAGUGAAGUUCUGAUGAAACAUUGUGAGCAGAAGCUAAUGGUUGCCAGACAAAAGCAGAUCUGUGCUGUUUUUAAACCACCCCAGUCUCAAAAAACGAUCAUGCCGCUUUACUCUAUGAACAGCUAAGCUGUUGUCACCGAGGCAUUGGGUGGUUAUUUAUACAAAAAAAAGGCUAUAAUAGUUUACAUAGCAAACAGAGCUUGGAGGUACUAACCGUCUUCCCCUGUGAAACGCAAACUGAGAACAGAACAUGUAAAGUGUUCCUUGUCAGAAUAACUGCGUGAUAUUUAAAAAAAAAAAAAAAGUAUCACAGAGCUUUAAGUGAACACAAGUUUAUUUUUACUCCGCUUUAGUUUUCUAUUAGAUAAGAACACUUGUUUCAUAAAGGUAGGUCAUUGGCACCGCAUCGCCUCCUCCUGUUUCCUGUAUAAGUAAUCGUCCGCUUUUGUGUGAAUAACCACCAAAUGCAAAUGAUUAAGUAAGUCCAUUAAUUUCUGAUAAUGGACUCUUCGAAGGGCGUCUGAUAUGACCCAGUGCUUCCAUGCACCACUGGGGUGCUUUUUGAGACUGGAGCAGUUUUAAUACGUACAUGUCUGGGUCAAAGUCUCCUGAAUUUACACUAAAUCUAGAUGCAAAGAGAGCUGUCUGCUGCUACAGAAGCUCACUUUAAAAAAAAUCCAAACUAUCCUUUUAAACUGGGUAUUUUUAAUAAAAUGGGAUAUAAUGUGUUUCAAUUAUAUAUAUUAAAAAAAAACAUAGUAUUCUUGAUUUAAUAGUGAUCCAAAUAUGCACUACGAGGGGUUAUAAUUAAAGAAGAAAAAAGUUCAGGAACGCCGACGGUUGAUGGAGCCUGGAAUGAGUUUUUUUUUUUUUUUUUUUUUUUUUAAGCAACCGACAGAAUUUCUUAGCAUGAAAGCAAUCAAUAUAUUCAGAGAAGGCUGUUUUCGCACAACUUGAACUUGAAACUCUAAAAACACGGAGUCUGAUGUCAGUAUUUGAAAUUGAGCUCUUAGAACGCUAUGAUUUCUAACAGAGUAAUCACCAGAGUGAGAUGAUUUUUUUUGGGGUUAUGACAGGAAGCCUGAUUUGAUAGUACAGCUAACCAUAGAUAGGACAGAGGACAAAUAAUUACUGACGUGAGCAAAGGCAGACCCUCUGGCUGUCGUCGUGAGGAGUACGGAUCUGACUAAUUAGUAUGCUGUAUUUGUGGUGUGCUGGAGUCCGUGGAGGUGGUGGGAAAACAAAUAUGUAACAACCCGCGAAUGUAUUCCAAAACGUUUGAGCGCUUCACAUCCAAAAGGAGCGACGCCGUAGCAUCAACCCGUCUCGCUGUGAAUCAGACGCCGCUGCCCGGUGUCUGCAAACCGACCGGCGAUCAGGGUCAAGAAAGACUUUCUUUUUUUUUUUUCUUUUUUAAUGACCAGCCUGUGGAAAACAAACAGAAAAACUACAACCACUCAGACAUAUGACUCUAGUCCCACUGUUAAUUUAUUCACAUUUCCAUCACUGCAGCUAUUUAUUAUUGUUUUGUAUUUAUUUAUUGGGCAGCUGAUUAUCGCCUGCUGUGCUCUGGCACAGUUUGGUUUGUUGUUUUUUUUUUUGUUUGUUUCAGAUGCUUCUGACAUUUCAUGUGUUGUUGUUUUUUUUACUAUCAUAAGGAGAAAAAAGGAGGCAGGUGAAACAUUUCGACUGGACUAUUGGACUACUGUGCCUUUAUCGCCAAUGUGUUCGAAAAAGAUCUUGGUGCUUUCAGUACAUUUUGAUUGUCUGCAUUUCAGAUAAACCGUACACAUUCAAUCAAGGAAAGCCAAACGUCUAGUCUGUACUUUUUAAAGACGCGCCAGUGCAUCAGAACCAAC
Messenger RNA from Fundulus heteroclitus (mummichog), 3687 nucleotides. RefSeq lists its product as uncharacterized. Gene Ontology annotation, cellular component: nucleus. Bases 344 to 1633 code for a protein of 429 amino acids. Gene Ontology annotation, biological process: circadian regulation of gene expression; negative regulation of DNA-templated transcription. Lineage: Eukaryota; Metazoa; Chordata; Actinopteri; Cyprinodontiformes; Fundulidae. The record is from RefSeq and is a predicted model, not a curated record. The transcript has 7 exons. Gene Ontology annotation, molecular function: RNA polymerase II cis-regulatory region sequence-specific DNA binding.